GGAUACGUAGUCUGCACGUAAAUGAAUAACAAGAUGAGAAUCACAACCCUGAAAUAACAUUUAUGUUUCUGCGUGCGCGGUGGCGCCUGUCUAUAGGGACCAAACGUCGACUAGGGAAUCUAAUUAUCGCCUCGAGGACUUCACCUGAAAUAUAGACUUCUCGGUGGAGAUUUCGCGAUUUUAAUAAACAACAUACGCGCGACGCUGAAUGCUACGCGGUGAACAGCCAGAUGCGCGCCUCGCCUGCCAGUCUGUCAUCAUAGGCAACGACAUAUGACAUUUGCAUCACAGGAAAGAUGAACUAGCUAAACUUGCUUGCUUUUGUGGGGAAAAAAUGCCAUUGUGUUUGGUUAUUGAAAUAUGAGCCAAACGCUCUGCAGAACUAUUAGUCGUUAUUUUGUAGCCGCAUGAAAAGCCUUUCAAUUUAACAUAAAUUAUCCAACAUCCAUCUUUCAAUAAAUAAUCUUAGCCUACCCGUUGACAUCGCUGAGGAAGUUCGCCUCAGCUGUGGGGCACCAUCAAUCUAUGAAUAUUCGCACACAAUAAUUUGGAAUCUUUAGUUCAUUCAUGACUAGACUACUUGAAUGUUCUUGAGUGCGUAGAAGUCCUCUGUAGGCUACCAGCGACAGACAUUUCGACAUAGGCUACUGACAGAGGAGACAGAACGACUGCUAUAUUCUACGUGGCAUGAGUCGGUAAAGGAACCUUUGAUAUUUGUUUUUUGGUUCCAGGUUUGAUAUAUCUGCAUUGAGAGUCAACAAUUGUGGAUAGCCUAUAAUGGAAUUUCUUAACCACCGACAUUAGAACCGCAUCGGUCCUUCAACACAAGAAGGACCAAGAAAUGACAAACGACGGAUAACCACACGAGAAGGAGACAGUGAAAAGAGGGGGAAGGAAGAAUGAAUGAGAUAUACUGAGGAACGAAGGAAGGAGAUUGGAGGAAUCAAGGUCUUAGUGGGAGGAGCUCUCUCCAUGACCCUGUGCCUGCUGACCACACCCAGAUUCCCCCUAACCCCGCCCUCCAACAUGGCGUUGUCACUCUGGCUGCUGUGUACCUGUGCUGUCACCUCCCUACUCAUCGCCCCCUCUGCUCAAGCUCUGAGUCGGUCAGCGAUGCCCUUUGGCCUGAUGCGUAGAGAGCUGGCGUGCGAGGGAUACCCCAUCGAGCUGCGCUGCCCUGGCAGUGAUGUCAUCAUGAUUGAGACGGCCAACUACGGCCGCACGGACGACAAGAUCUGUGACGCUGACCCCUUCCAAAUGGAGAACGUGCAGUGUUACCUGCCUGACGCCUUCAAGAUCAUGUCACAGAGAUGUAAUAACCGUACCCAGUGUGUGGUGGUGGCAGGGUCCGAUGUGUUCCCAGACCCCUGCCCAGGGACCUACAAGUACCUGGAGAUACAGUACGAGUGUGUCCCCUACAAAGUGGAUCAAAAAGUCUUUGUGUGUCCAGGCACACUGCUGCGUGUACAGGCGGCCAGCUCGCUGCAAGAGGCAGAGCAUCAGUCGGGGGCGUGGUGUAAGGACCCUCUGCAGUCAGGUGACCGGCUCUAUGUCAUGCCUUGGACUCCCUACCGCACCGACAUGCUGUAUGAGUACGCCUCCUGGGAGGACUUCAGACAGAACCGCGCCACCACCACCUACAAGUUGCCGAACCGUGUUGAUGGCACAGGCUUUGUGGUAUACGACGGCGCCGUGUUCUACAAUAAGGAGCGCACACGCAACAUGGUCAAGUAUGACCUGCGCACACGCAUCAAGAGCGGCGAGGCCAUUAUCGCCAACGCCAACUACCACGACACAUCACCUUACCGCUGGGGUGGGAAGAGCGAUAUCGACCUGGCAGUGGACGAGAAUGGGCUGUGGGUCAUCUACGCCACAGAGUCCAACAACGGACGACUGGUGGUCAGCCAGGUGAACCCGUACACCCUGCGCUUCGAGGGCACCUGGGAGACUAGUUUCGACAAGAGGCUGGCGUCCAACGCCUUCAUGGCGUGCGGCGUGCUCUACGCCGUGCGCAGUGUCUAUCAGGACGACGACAGCGAGGCCGGCGGGGAUCUGAUCCUUUACGCCUACAACACGAACCGUGCCCGGGAGGAGCCCGUCCACAUCCCCUUCCCUAACCCCUACCAGUACGUCUCCUCUGUGGACUAUAACCCCAGAGACAACCAGCUCUACAUCUGGAACAACUAUAAUGUUCUGAGAUACCCGCUGGAGUUCGGACCACCGGACCCCACCACUGGCCCUCUGACGACUUCUCAGGUGACCAGCACCACUCCAGCCCGACCUUUCACCUCCAGUUCUAGCCCUGCUACCACCCGCCCCCUGGCCCCCACCUCUCACCCCAUUGGCGCCAUCAACAAGGGCCCUGACCUGCGGCCAAUCACAGCCACCGUACCAGUCACCAGGCGGCCUCCCCGCCCACCCGUCCAGGGCCCGGAGCCCCAGGUGUGUGAGUCCAGAGUGGCCAGAGGGGUGCAGUGGCCCUCCAACCAGAGAGGAGAGACUGUGGACCGCCCCUGUCCUAAAGGAUCACUAGGCAUCGCCUCGUUCCAGUGCUUGGCGGCUCCGGUCAUGUGGAACCCUCGGGGCCCUGACCUCAGUAACUGCACCUCUCCCUGGGUCAACCAGGUAGCCCAGAAGAUAAAGAGCGGUGAGAAUGCUGCCAACAUUGCUGGGGAGUUGGUGAACCACACACGGGGGCGGAUCCACGCUGGUGAUGUCAGCUCGUCAGUGCGUCUGAUGGAACAGCUGCUGGACAUACUGGAUGCCCAGCUUCAGGCCCUGCGGCCCGGCAACAAGGAGUCAGCCGCACGCAACUACAACAAGCUCCAGAAGAGAGAGAGGACCUGUCGGGCUUACAUCCAGGCGGUAGUGCAGACAGUGGACAACCUGCUGCGUACAGAGGCUCUGGAGUCGUGGCAGGACAUGAACACUACGGAGCAGGCCCACACCGCCACCAUGCUAUUGGACGUCCUGGAGAAAGGAGCCUUCCUAUUGGCCAACAACAUGUACGGCAACCGCUUCACCGACCGGGCCCCCAAUAUCGAUCUGGAGGUGCACGUGUUGAACACAGAGAUGGACCUUCAGGACCUGUCCUUUCCUCAGAACUACGUGAGCGACAGCACCAUCCAGCUCUCCGCCUCCACCAUCAAACAGUACAGCCGCAAUGGCCAAGUCAAGGUAGUGUUUGUUCUUUAUAAGAACUUGGGCUCCUUCCUGUCUACGGAGAACGCCACGGUGAAGAUGGAGCUGGAGGCGGCACCGGGGGAGCGGGGAUUGGCAGUCAACUCCCACGUCAUCGCCGCCUCCAUCAAUAAAGAGUCCAGCAGAGUGUUCCUCACUGAGCCGGUGGUAUUCACACUCAAACACUUACAGUUGGAGAACCACUACAGUCCCAACUGUUCGUUCUGGAAUUACUCUGAGAGGUCGAUGACAGGCCAGUGGUCGUCUCAGGGCUGUAGACUGCUGGACACCAACAGCACACACACCACCUGCUCCUGUUCCCACCUCACCAACUUUGCUGUGCUUAUGGCCCACCACCAGCCUGAUUACCCUGGGAGGAUGCAUGAGUUGAUCCUGUUUGUGAUCACCUGGGUGGGCAUAGUGAUCAGCUUGGUGUGCCUGGCUAUCUGCAUCUCUACCUUUUGCUUCCUGAGGGGCCUGCAGACCGACCGCAACACCAUCCACAAGAACCUCUGCAUCAACCUCUUCAUCGCAGAGCUCCUCUUCCUUAUUGGAAUCGACAAGACCCAGUACCACAUUGCCUGUCCGAUCUUUGCUGGGCUGCUUCACUUCUUCUUCCUGGCUGCAUUCUCCUGGAUGUGUCUGGAGGGGGUGCAGCUCUAUCUGUUGCUGGUGGAGGUGUUUGAGAGCGAGUACUCCCGCAAGAAGUACUACUACUUGUGUGGCUACUGCUUCCCAGCUCUGGUGGUGGGCAUCUCGGCAGCCAUAGACUACCGGAGCUAUGGGACCAAGAAAGCGUGCUGGUUGCGGGUGGAUAACUACUUCAUCUGGAGCUUCAUUGGCCCUGUUUCUUUUGUUAUUAUGCUGAACCUGGUGUUCCUCAUGAUCACCGUGCACAAGAUGACCCGCAACUCCUCUGCCCUAAAACCUGACUCCAGUCGCCUCGACAACAUCAAGUCAUGGGCUAUUGGGGCCAUCGCCCUGCUCUUCUUGCUAGGUCUGACCUGGUCCUUCGGCCUCCUCUUCAUCAAUGAGAACACGGUCAUCAUGGCUUACCUCUUCACCACCUUCAACGCCUUCCAGGGCAUGUUCAUCUUCAUCUUCCACUGCGCUCUGCAGAAAAAGGUGCAUAAGGAGUACAGUAAGUGUCUGCGUCACUCGUACUGCUGCAGCCGUACCUCCACCACCAGCUCCCACGGCUCCCUGAAGAACUCUGCCCUGCGUGCCAACAACCGCUACUACACUGGCAACCAGGCCCGCCACGCUGCCGCACACAGACAGAGUCGGAUCCGCAGGAUGUGGAACGACACGGUUCGGAAGCAGACGGAAUCUUCCUUCAUGGCGGGAGACAUCAACAGUACUCCUUCACUCAACCGUGCCACCAUGGGAAACCACCUCCUGACCAACCCAGUGUUACAGACCCGUACCGGCACCUCUCCCUACAACACCCUACUAGCUGAGAGCUUCACCCCCCCUUCUCCUGGGGUCUUCAACUCAACCGGAACCUUCCGUGACCCAAAGAACAUUCUGUGUAAGGCCCGUGAACCAUGUGGUAUGGACACCCUGCCCCUCAAUGGUAACUUCAACAACAGCUACUCCCUCCGCAGCGUGGGGCCAGUGGGCGGUGGCGGGGGCAGCUGUGACUUCCUGGGCGGGGGCAUGGGGUGUGCAGACACCCCCCCUCCCCUCCUCAACCCCCGCGGGUCUGAAACCCUGGGCGGGGACGGAAUACGGCGCAACCUGUCUGACGCAGCUGCCUUCGAGAAGAUGAUCAUCUCUGAGCUGGUGCACAACAACCUGCGUGGGGCAGGAGCUGGGGGCGGGGAUAGGGUCUGUGGUAGUCUGGCGAGGGGCCCUCCUCACGGCGGAGUAGGCCGAGGCACAGGAGUAGCUGUGCCAGAGCCGAGCAUCAGCCUGGACGACGACGAGGACUUCCUGUCCAGAGAAGGCGGGUGCCAGAGGACGCCGCAGGACGUGGAGCUGCUCUACAAAGCCCUGGAGGAGCCGCUGCUACUGCAGAGAGCACAGUCUGUCCUUUACCAGUCUGACCCCGAGGAGUCAGAGAGCUACACGGCCGACCUCACAGAGAGCCUGGGCCACAGCGGCCACAGUGGGCACAGCGCCGGAGGCCAGGGUUCUGGGGGACAGGGCCCUGACUCUCCCGCCAGGGACUCCCUGUACACCAGCAUCACCAACCUGCGAGACUCGCCCUACCCGGACAGUAGCCCCGAGCCCCUGGAGGUGGUUCCCCGCUCGGCCCAGCCCCCUGAGGAGCUCUAUUACAGCUCUGGGAGGCCCGCCCUGGGGUCUCGAGGAGCACCCAUGCAGACCUUCUACCAGGCCCCGCCCCCCAGGAGGCCCAGUAGGGAGGGGGAGGGGCACCUCAGCCAGGAGCCCACCCACAGCGAGGGAGACGGACAGAUGCAGCUGGUCACCAGCCUGUGACUGGAACCGCGAGGAUGCGGACGAGGACCAAGAUGAUGAGGAUGAGGAGGAAGGCUGGCUGGUUGCCUCCUCAGAACCCGCCUCUCUCUCUUUCUCUCGCUCCUCUCCACUUCCUGCUUGAUUGGUUGCCUUUUUUCCCCUCUUUAUUUGUAUUGAAAGAUGAGCGAGCAAAUGUACAUUUAAGGAGAGUUUAGCUGUCUCCACGGCAACAGUCUUAUCCUAGAGAACCUCCGCUGUCUGGUGGAGAUGAGUGAUGGCUGAGUUGUUCUUCUCUGGAACAUUCACCCGCUCUCUCCUCUCUCUUCAACAUCCCCCUUUCUCUUGGCACGCAGCAGACAGAUGCCAGGUCCAGCACUCUGAAUGUACCAAUCCAACAAACCCCUUAUACCUUACUCCUACAGAGCUACAGAUAUUUCUCAACUUAACUUUGUUCAAAGUACAUUUUUAUUUAAUUUCACUGAAUUUCUACAAACAUUCCUCUCGAGAAAUUGGUCUCAUUUUCUAGUUCCCUUUUCUCUUUCCCUUUUUCAUGUUCCAUUUCUCUUUUUGUUCACUCAUCAUUUGCUCGGCGUAGUUUGCUGUGGAGACAGGGGAUAUACUGUAGUAGCCUAUUAUACCAUAGGAAAGAAAUCUCUGAAAGCUACUUCAGUGUUGCCAAAAAUACAUUUUCCCAGCCAGAACAGAAACUGGAGCAUUCGCACACACACAGACAUACACACACAGACAUACACACACAUACACACACACACACACACACACACCCACUCACUCACAGAAGUGCUUGUUUCUGAACAUCAGACACAACCCUCCAUCUGAGUAAAAAGAAGCCAGAACAAUUGUUCAGACAAAGGCAGUUGGAGCUGUCUAAGAGUAGUUGCCUUUAUUUUAUCUUGCUAUGAACUGACUCUUAUGUACAGAACUAGAGGAGAGACUUAGGAAGUACACCACAGGACAGGAAGGCUGUUUGAGGGGUCAAGGGUCAGGGGUCAAGAGGUAGAUCUUUAGGACUCGAGGAACGGACAAGGACUUUUUUUAAUUUGGGCUCUUUAGUUAUUUUCUUCAGACAUUUGAAAAGUAAAAGACUGCUUUACUAACUUUGAAGAAGAAUAUGUUAUCUUGGUGACUUUCUGUUGCAUCACCCGGAGGGUUGUAAGGGACAGAUUGUGCACCCUUUAAGAAUGGAUGUCCUCUUCAAUGGAUGUGUCCCCGUCACCAAUGUGUGGUUGUGACAGAAUGGACUCUUAAUGUUGGAACCACUUCAGCCGUUACGCAAGUCUAACCCUGUACAUAUGAACCACACAAACUACAGUACUUACUCUACUCCUACCGUGUAAAUACAGAAACCGGAUGAAGAAAAGCAACAAAAAAGUAAGAAAUAUUAAAAACGGACUUCUUGUACUGCAACAAAAGAAAAAAAGAAAAUGUUUUGGAGUUUGUGAUCUGAAUGAUGCACUCUAUCUCUCUGCCCGUCGUUAUCUUGCUCUCUCACUGUCGUUCUCUUGACUCAUAACUAGUGCUGUGCCAUUCAGUGAAAAUCUCUCAAACAGAAAAACAGAGAGAGAGAAAGAGUAUGAUGGGUGGUAGAUUUUGCAUACAAAUAAAAACGUUUUUUUUUAAAAGUCCUGGCACAAUUUUAUGUAAUAUAAUCCAUUACAUGUUGUUAAUGUUUGACCUUUGACAUUCCCAGACAGGAAGUGCUGUGUGGGCGGGUGGAGGGGGGAUAGAUGUCAUAAUAACAUGUCAUACUGUGCCUCAUCACGGGCGUUCCAAUGCAUUGUGGUACAAGGGCAGCAGCCAUAAUGUGAUUUUGGUCAGUAAUGUAUUGUUUGAAAGGUUAUAUCCUAGAUACAACUAAAUGAUAUCAUUUUAAUAUGAUGGGUUUUAGCAUGUCAGAUAACAUUUGUUUUCUAUCAAAACGUCUAUCAUUUUGCUGUUUCUAACAGAUAGUUUCAGCAUUAUUCCAGAGCCUAAUGUGACAGUGUGUGUGUGUGUGUGUGUGUGUGUGUGUGUGUGUGUGUGUGUGUGUGUGUGUGUGUGUGUGUGUGUGUGUGUGUGUGUGUGUGUGUGUGUGUGUGUGUGUGAGAGAGAGAGAGCAUGUGUGCGAGUUUGUGUGUAUGCGUACAUGUGCAGGAGAGUGUGUAUGUACAUGUGGGUGUGCGAUAUGCUCAAGCAUAUGUACCAUAUUCGUGGGAAUUUUGUAAGUGUGUACAUUCAAAAAGCUAUUUUUGUUGGGUGAAUUGAAUGCACAUCAGAGGAAGGGGACAGUAAUUCUAAAUCUAGGAGAAAGCCUUUUAUUCUAUUAGCUUCCAUCUCAAAGACAAGGGUAGCCAGAUGCUUCUGUGUGGCUGUUCCUGAGGUUCAGGUACCAACGUAAAACUGGGACACUUCAGGCUGCCUCACAGGAUCUUGAGCAAAGAACAAAAGACAGGGUUUGUCCGAAAUGGCACCCUAUUUCAUAUGUAGUGCAGUUCUGACCAGGGCAGCCUAUAGAUUGGACUACUAUUGACCAGAGCCCUAUGUAGUGAACUACUAUUGACCAGAGCCCUAUGUAGUGAACUACUAUUGACCAGAGCCCUAUGUAGUGAACUACUUUUGACCAGAGCCCUAUGUAGUGAACUACUAUUGACCAGAGCCCUAUGUAGUGAACUACUAUUGACCAGAGCCCUAUGUAGUGAACUACUAUUGACCAGAGCCCUAUGUAGUGAACUACUAUUGACCAGAGCCCUAUGUAGUGAACUACUAUUGACCAGAGCCCUAUGUAGUGAACUACUAUUGACCAGAGCCCUAUGUAGUGAACUACUAUUGACCAGAGCCCUAUGGAUUGGACUACUAUUGACCAGAGCCCUAUGUAGUGAACUACUAUUGACCAGAGCCCUAUGUAGUGAACUACUAUUGACCAGAGCCCUAUGUAGUGAACUACUAUUGACCAGAGCCCUAUGGAUUGGACUACUAUUGAUCAGAGCCCUAUGUAGUGGACUACUAUUGACCAGAGCCCUAUGGAUUGGACUACUAUUGACCAGAGCCCUAUGGAUUGGACUACUAUUGAUCAGAGCCCUAUGUAGUGGACUACUAUUGACCAGAGCCCUAUGUAGUGGACUACUAUUGACCAGAGCCCUAUGUAGUGGACUACUAUUGACCAGAGCCCUAUGGAUUGGACUACUAUUGACCAGAGCCCUAUGUAGUGAACUACUAUUGACCAGAGCCCUAUGUAGUGAACUACUAUUGACCAGAGCCCUAUGUAGUGAACUACUAUUGACCAGAGCCCUAUGUAGUGAACUACUAUUGACCAGAGCCCUAUGUAGUGAACUACUAUUGACCAGAGCCCUAUGUAGUGAACUACUAUUGACCAGAGCCCUAUGUAGUGAACUACUAUUGACCAGAGCCCUAUGUAGUGAACUACUAUUGACCAGAGCCCUAUGGAUUGGACUACUAUUGACCAGAGCCCUAUGUAGUGAACUACUAUUGACCAGAGCCCUAUGGAUUGGACUACUAUUGAUCAGAGCCCUAUGUAGUGGACUACUAUUGACCAGAGCCCUAUGUAGUGAACUACUAUUGACCAGAGCCCUAUGUAGUGAACUACUAUUGACCAGAGCCCUAUGUAGUGAACUACUAUUGACCAGAGCCCUAUGCGAACAAAGACAGAACUUGGAUCAAAGAUGCAUGCUGUGUUCAAAAUGAAACCAUAAUGCAGGGAAUAGGGUGCCAUUUCAGACACAGACAGUACAGUCAGAAUGACAGGCAGUUGACCAUUGCGACCAUCCAGUCAGAAUGACAGGCAGUUGACCAUUGCGACCAUCCAGUCAGAAUGACAGGCAGAGUUGACCAAUGAGACCAUCCAGUCAGAAUGACAGGCAGAGUUGACCGAUGGGACCAUCCAGUCAGAAUGACAGGUAGAGUUGACCGAUGGGACCAUCCAGUCAGAAUGACAGGCAGAGUUGACCGAUGGGACCAUUCAGUCAGAAUGACAGGCAGAGUUGACCGUUGAGACCAUCCAGUCAGAAUGACAGGCAGAGUUGACCAAUGAGACCAUCUAGUCAGAAUGACAGGCAGUUGACCAUUGGAACCAUCCAGUCAGAAUGACAGGCAGUUGACCGAUGGGACCAUCCAGUCAGAAUGACAGGCAGAGUUGACCAAUGAGACCAUCCAGUCAGAAUGACAGGCAGUUGACCGUUGGGACCAUCCAGUCAGAAUGACAGGCAGUUGACCAUUGGGACCAUCCAGUCAGAAUGACAGGCAGUUGACCGAUGGGACCAUCCAGUCAGAAUGACAGGCAGAGUUGACCGAUGGGACCAUCCAGUCAGAAUGACAGGCAGAGUUGACCGAUGAGACCAUCCAGUCAGAAUGACAGGCAGUUGACCGAUGAGACCAUCCAGUCAGAAUGACAGGCAGAGUUGACCAAUGAGACCAUCCAGUCAGAAUGACAGGCAGUUGACCGAUGAGACCAUCCAGUCAGAAUGACAGGCAGAGUUGACCAAUGAGACCAUCCAGUCAGAAUGACAGGCAGUUGACCGAUGGGACCAUCCAGUCAGAAUGACAGGCAGUUGACCAAUGGGACCAUCCAGUCAGAAUGACAGGCAGUUGACCGAUGGGACCAUCCAGUCAGAAUGACAGGCAGUUGACCGAUGGGACCAUCCAGUCAGAAUGACAGGCAGUUGACCGAUGGGACCAUCCAGUCAGAAUGACAGGCAGUUGACUGAUGGGACCAUCCAGUCAGAAUGACAGGCAGUUGACUGAUGGGACCAUCCAGUCAGAAUGAUAGGCAGAGUUGACCGAUGGGACCAUCCAGUCAGAAUGACAGGCAGAGUUGACCGAUGGGACCAUCCAGUCAGAAUGACAGGCAGAGUUGACCGAUGAGACCAUCCAGUCAGAAUGACAGGCAGUUGACCGUUGGGACCAUCCAGUCAGAAUGACAGGCAGUUGACCAUUGGGACCAUCCAGUCAGAAUGACAGGCAGUUGACCGAUGGGACCAUCCAGUCAGAAUGACAGGCAGAGUUGACCGAUGGGACCAUCCAGUCAGAAUGACAGGCAGAGUUGACCGAUGAGACCAUCCAGUCAGAAUGACGGGCAGAGUUGACCAAUGAGACCAUCUAGUCAGAAUGACAGGCAGUUGACCGAUGGGACCAUCCAGUCAGAAUGACAGGCAGUUGACCGAUGGGACCAUCCAGUCAGAAUGACAGGAAGUUGACUGAUGGGACCAGAAUGUCAGAAUGACAGGCAGAGUUGACCAAUGAGACCAUCCAGUCAGAAUGACAGGCAGUUGACCGAUGGGACCAUCCAGUCAGAAUGACAGGAAGUUGACUGAUGGGACCAUCCAGUCAGAAUGACAGGCAGAGUUGACCAAUGAGACCAUCCAGUCAGAAUGACAGGCAGUUGACCGAUGAGACCAUCCAGUCAGAAUGACAGGCAGAGUUGACCAAUGAGACCAUCCAGUCAGAAUGACAGGCAGUUGACCGAUGGGACCAUCCAGUCAGAAUGACAGACAGUUGACCGAUGGGACCAUCCAGUCAGAAUGACAGGCAGUUGACCGAUGGGACCAUCCAGUCAGAAUGACAGGCAGUUGACCGAUGGGACCAUCCAGUCAGAAUGACAGGCAGUUGACCGAUGGGACCAUCCAGUCAGAAUGACAGGCAGUUGACUGAUGGGACCAUCCAGUCAGAAUGACAGGCAGUUGACUGAUGGGACCAUCCAGUCAGAAUGACAGGCAGUUGACUGAUGGGACCAUCCAGUCAGAAUGAUAGGCAGAGUUGACCGAUGGGACCAUCCAGUCAGAAUGACAGGCAGAGUUGACCGAUGGGACCAUCCAGUCAGAAUGACAGGCAGAGUUGACCGAUGAGACCAUCCAGUCAGAAUGACGGGCAGAGUUGACCAAUGAGACCAUCUAGUCAGAAUGACAGGCAGUUGACCGAUGGGACCAUCCAGUCAGAAUGACAGGCAGUUGACCGAUGGGACCAUCCAGUCAGAAUGACAGGCAGUUGACUGAUGGGACCAGAAUGUCAGAAUGACAGGCAGUUGACUGAUGGGACCAUCCAGUCAGAAUGACAGGCAGAGUUGACCAAUGAGACCAUCCAGUCAGAAUGACAGGCAGUUGACCGAUGAGACCAUCCAGUCAGAAUGACAGGCAGAGUUGACCAAUGAGACCAUCCAGUCAGAAUGACAGGCAGUUGACCGAUGGGACCAUCCAGUCAGAAUGACAGGCAGUUGACAGAUGGGACCAUCCAGUCAGAAUGACAGGCAGUUGACCGAUGGGACCAUCCAGUCAGAAUGACAGGCAGUUGACCGAUGGGACCAUCCAGUCAGAAUGACAGGCAGUUGACCGAUGGGACCAUCCAGUCAGAAUGACAGGCAGUUGACUGAUGGGACCAUCCAGUCAGAAUGACAGGCAGUUGACUGAUGGGACCAUCCAGUCAGAAUGACAGGCAGUUGACUGAUGGGACCAUCCAGUCAGAAUGACAGGCAGUUGACUGAUGGGACCAUCCAGUCAGAAUGACAGGCAGUUGUCCGAUGGGACCAUCCAGUCAGAAUGACAGGCAGUUGACCGUUGGGACCAUCCAGUCAGAAUGACAGGCAGUUGACCGAUGGGACCAUCCAGUCAGAAUGACAGGCAGUUGACCGAUGGGACCAUCCAGUCAGAAUGACAGGCAGUUGACUAUUGGGACCAUCCAGUCAGAAUGACAGGCAGUUGACUGAUGGGACCCUCCAGUCGGAAUGACAGGCAGUUGUCCGAUGGGACCAUCCAGUCAGAAUGACAGGCAGUUGACCGUUGGGACCAUCCAGUCAGAAUGACAGGCAGUUGACUCAUGGGACCAUCCAGUCAGAAUGACAGGCAGUUGACUGAUGGGACCAUCCAGUCAGAAUGACAGGCAGUUGACUGAUGGGACCAUCCAGUCAGAAUGACAGGCAGUUGACUGAUGGGACCAUCCAGGCAGAAUGACAGGCAGUUGACUCAUGGGACCAUCCAGGCAGAAUGACAGGCAGUUGACUGAUGGGACCAUCCAGUCAGAAUGACAGGUAGAGUUGACUCAUGGGACCAUCCAGUCAGAAUGACAGGCAGUUGACUGAUGGGACCAUCCAGUCAGAAUGACAGGCAGUUGACUGAUGGGACCAUCCAGGCAGAAUGACAGGCAGUUGACUGAUGGGACCAUCCAGGCAGAAUGACAGGCAGUUGACUGAUGGGACCAUCCAGGCAGAAUGACAGGCAGUUGACUGAUGGGACCAUCCAGGCAGAAUGACAGGCAGUUGACUGAUGGGACCAUCCAGGCAGAAUGACAGGCAGUUGACUCAUGGGACCAUCCAGGCAGAAUGACAGGCAGUUGACUGAUGGGACCAUCCAGUCAGAAUGACAGGUAGAGUUGACUCAUGGGACCAUCCAGUCAGAAUGACAGGCAGUUGACUGAUGGGACCAUCCAGUCAGAAUGACAGGCAGUUGACUGAUGGGACCAUCCAGUCAGAAUGACAGGCAGUUGACUGAUGGGACAAUCCAGGCAGAAUGACAGGCAGUUGACUGAUGGGACCAUCCAGGCAGAAUGACAGGCAGUUGACUGAUGGGACCAUCCAGGCAGAAUGACAGGCAGUUGACUGAUGGGACCAUCCAGGCAGAAUGACAGGCAGUUGACUCAUGGGACCAUCCAGUCAGAAUGACAGGCAGUUGACUGAUGGGACCAUCCAGUCAGAAUGACAGGCAGUUGACUGAUGGGACCAUCCAGUCAGAAUGACAGGCAGUUGACUGAUGGGACCAUCCAGGCAGAAUGACAGGCAGUUGACUGAUGGAACCAUCCAGGCAGAAUGACAGGCAGUUGACUGAUGGGACCAUCCAGGCAGAAUGACAGGCAGUUGACCGUUGGGACCAUCCAGUCAGAAUGACAGGCAGUUGACCAUUGGGACCAUCCAGUCAGAAUGACAGGCAGUUGACCGAUGGGACCAUCCAGUCAGAAUGACAGGCAGAGUUGACCGAUGGGACCAUCCAGUCAGAAUGACAGGCAGAGUUGACCGAUGAGACCAUCCAGUCAGAAUGACGGGCAGAGUUGACCAAUGAGACCAUCUAGUCAGAAUGACAGGCAGUUGACCGAUGGGACCAUCCAGUCAGAAUGACAGGCAGUUGACCGAUGGGACCAUCCAGUCAGAAUGACAGGAAGUUGACUGAUGGGACCAGAAUGUCAGAAUGACAGGCAGAGUUGACCAAUGAGACCAUCCAGUCAGAAUGACAGGCAGUUGACCGAUGGGACCAUCCAGUCAGAAUGACAGGAAGUUGACUGAUGGGACCAUCCAGUCAGAAUGACAGGCAGAGUUGACCAAUGAGACCAUCCAGUCAGAAUGACAGGCAGUUGACCGAUGAGACCAUCCAGUCAGAAUGACAGGCAGAGUUGACCAAUGAGACCAUCCAGUCAGAAUGACAGGCAGUUGACCGAUGGGACCAUCCAGUCAGAAUGACAGACAGUUGACCGAUGGGACCAUCCAGUCAGAAUGACAGGCAGUUGACCGAUGGGACCAUCCAGUCAGAAUGACAGGCAGUUGACCGAUGGGACCAUCCAGUCAGAAUGACAGGCAGUUGACCGAUGGGACCAUCCAGUCAGAAUGACAGGCAGUUGACUGAUGGGACCAUCCAGUCAGAAUGACAGGCAGUUGACUGAUGGGACCAUCCAGUCAGAAUGACAGGCAGUUGACUGAUGGGACCAUCCAGUCAGAAUGAUAGGCAGAGUUGACCGAUGGGACCAUCCAGUCAGAAUGACAGGCAGAGUUGACCGAUGGGACCAUCCAGUCAGAAUGACAGGCAGAGUUGACCGAUGAGACCAUCCAGUCAGAAUGACGGGCAGAGUUGACCAAUGAGACCAUCUAGUCAGAAUGACAGGCAGUUGACCGAUGGGACCAUCCAGUCAGAAUGACAGGCAGUUGACCGAUGGGACCAUCCAGUCAGAAUGACAGGCAGUUGACUGAUGGGACCAGAAUGUCAGAAUGACAGGCAGUUGACUGAUGGGACCAUCCAGGCAGAAUGACAGGCAGUUGACUGAUGGGACCAUCCAGGCAGAAUGACAGGCAGUUGACUGAUGGGACCAUCCAGGCAGAAUGACAGGCAGUUGACUGAUGGGACCAUCCAGGCAGAAUGACAGGCAGUUGACUCAUGGGACCAUCCAGUCAGAAUGACAGGCAGUUGACUGAUGGGACCAUCCAGUCAGAAUGACAGGCAGUUGACUGAUGGGACCAUCCAGUCAGAAUGACAGGCAGUUGACUGAUGGGACCAUCCAGGCAGAAUGACAGGCAGUUGACUGAUGGAACCAUCCAGGCAGAAUGACAGGCAGUUGACUGAUGGGACCAUCCAGGCAGAAUGACAGGCAGUUGACCGUUGGGACCAUCCAGUCAGAAUGACAGGCAGUUGGCCAUUGGGACCAUCCAGUCAGAAUGACAGGCAGUUGACCGAUGGGACCAUCCAGUCAGAAUGACAGGCAGAGUUGACCGAUGGGACCAUCCAGUCAGAAUGACAGGCAGAGUUGACCGAUGAGACCAUCCAGUCAGAAUGACGGGCAGAGUUGACCAAUGAGACCAUCUAGUCAGAAUGACAGGCAGUUGACCGAUGGGACCAUCCAGUCAGAAUGACAGGCAGUUGACCGAUGGGACCAUCCAGUCAGAAUGACAGGAAGUUGACUGAUGGGACCAGAAUGUCAGAAUGACAGGCAGAGUUGACCAAUGAGACCAUCCAGUCAGAAUGACAGGCAGUUGACCGAUGGGACCAUCCAGUCAGAAUGACAGGAAGUUGACUGAUGGGACCAUCCAGUCAGAAUGACAGGCAGAGUUGACCAAUGAGACCAUCCAGUCAGAAUGACAGGCAGUUGACCGAUGAGACCAUCCAGUCAGAAUGACAGGCAGAGUUGACCAAUGAGACCAUCCAGUCGGAAUGACAGGCAGUUGACCGAUGGGACCAUCCAGUCAGAAUGACAGACAGUUGACCGAUGGGACCAUCCAGUCAGAAUGACAGGCAGUUGACCGAUGGGACCAUCCAGUCAGAAUGACAGGCAGUUGACCGAUGGGACCAUCCAGUCAGAAUGACAGGCAGUUGACCGAUGGGACCAUCCAGUCAGAAUGACAGGCAGUUGACUGAUGGGACCAUCCAGGCAGAAUGACAGGCAGUUGACUGAUGGAACCAUCCAGGCAGAAUGACAGGCAGUUGACUGAUGGGACCAUCCAGGCAGAAUGACAGGCAGUUGACCAUUGGGACCAUCCAGUCAGAAUGACAGGCAGUUGACCAUUGGGACCAUCCAGUCAGAAUGACAGGCAGUUGACCGAUGGGACCAUCCAGUCAGAAUGACAGGCAGAGUUGACCGAUGGGACCAUCCAGUCAGAAUGACAGGCAGAGUUGACCGAUGAGACCAUCCAGUCAGAAUGACGGGCAGAGUUGACCAAUGAGACCAUCUAGUCAGAAUGACAGGCAGUUGACCGAUGGGACCAUCCAGUCAGAAUGACAGGCAGUUGACCGAUGGGACCAUCCAGUCAGAAUGACAGGAAGUUGACUGAUGGGACCAGAAUGUCAGAAUGACAGGCAGAGUUGACCAAUGAGACCAUCCAGUCAGAAUGACAGGCAGUUGACCGAUGGGACCAUCCAGUCAGAAUGACAGGAAGUUGACUGAUGGGACCAUCCAGUCAGAAUGACAGGCAGAGUUGACCAAUGAGACCAUCCAGUCAGAAUGACAGGCAGUUGACUGAUGGGACCAUCCAGUCAGAAUGACAGGCAGUUGACUGAUGGGACCAUCCAGUCAGAAUGACAGGCAGUUGACUGAUGGGACCAUCCAGUCAGAAUGAUAGGCAGAGUUGACCGAUGGGACCAUCCAGUCAGAAUGACAGGCAGAGUUGACCGAUGAGACCAUCCAGUCAGAAUGACGGGCAGAGUUGACCAAUGAGACCAUCUAGUCAGAAUGACAGGCAGUUGACCGAUGGGACCAUCCAGUCAGAAUGACAGGCAGUUGACCGAUGGGACCAUCCAGUCAGAAUGACAGGCAGUUGACUGAUGGGACCAGAAUGUCAGAAUGACAGGCAGUUGACUGAUGGGACCAUCCAGUCAGAAUGACAGGCAGAGUUGACCAAUGAGACCAUCCAGUCAGAAUGACAGGCAGUUGACCGAUGAGACCAUCCAGUCAGAAUGACAGGCAGAGUUGACCAAUGAGACCAUCCAGUCAGAAUGACAGGCAGUUGACCGAUGGGACCAUCCAGUCAGAAUGACAGGCAGUUGACAGAUGGGACCAUCCAGUCAGAAUGACAGGCAGUUGACCGAUGGGACCAUCCAGUCAGAAUGACAGGCAGUUGACCGAUGGGACCAUCCAGUCAGAAUGACAGGCAGUUGACCGAUGGGACCAUCCAGUCAGAAUGACAGGCAGUUGACUGAUGGGACCAUCCAGUCAGAAUGACAGGCAGUUGACUGAUGGGACCAUCCAGUCAGAAUGACAGGCAGUUGACUGAUGGGACCAUCCAGUCAGAAUGACAGGCAGUUGACUGAUGGGACCAUCCAGUCAGAAUGACAGGCAGUUGUCCGAUGGGACCAUCCAGUCAGAAUGACAGGCAGUUGACCGUUGGGACCAUCCAGUCAGAAUGACAGGCAGUUGACCGAUGGGACCAUCCAGUCAGAAUGACAGGCAGUUGACCGAUGGGACCAUCCAGUCAGAAUGACAGGCAGUUGACUAUUGGGACCAUCCAGUCAGAAUGACAGGCAGUUGACUGAUGGGACCCUCCAGUCGGAAUGACAGGCAGUUGUCCGAUGGGACCAUCCAGUCAGAAUGACAGGCAGUUGACCGUUGGGACCAUCCAGUCAGAAUGACAGGCAGUUGACUCAUGGGACCAUCCAGUCAGAAUGACAGGCAGUUGACUGAUGGGACCAUCCAGUCAGAAUGACAGGCAGUUGACUGAUGGGACCAUCCAGUCAGAAUGACAGGCAGUUGACUGAUGGGACCAUCCAGGCAGAAUGACAGGCAGUUGACUCAUGGGACCAUCCAGGCAGAAUGACAGGCAGUUGACUGAUGGGACCAUCCAGUCAGAAUGACAGGUAGAGUUGACUCAUGGGACCAUCCAGUCAGAAUGACAGGCAGUUGACUGAUGGGACCAUCCAGUCAGAAUGACAGGCAGUUGACUGAUGGGACCAUCCAGUCAGAAUGACAGGCAGUUGACUGAUGGGACCAUCCAGGCAGAAUGACAGGCAGUUGACUGAUGGGACCAUCCAGGCAGAAUGACAGGCAGUUGACUGAUGGGACCAUCCAGGCAGAAUGACAGGCAGUUGACUGAUGGGACCAUCCAGGCAGAAUGACAGGCAGUUGACUGAUGGGACCAUCCAGGCAGAAUGACAGGCAGUUGACUCAUGGGACCAUCCAGGCAGAAUGACAGGCAGUUGACUGAUGGGACCAUCCAGUCAGAAUGACAGGCAGUUGACUGAUGGGACCAUCCAGUCAGAAUGACAGGCAGUUGACUGAUGGGACCAUCCAGGCAGAAUGACAGGCAGUUGACUGAUGGGACCAUCCAGGCAGAAUGACAGGCAGUUGACUGAUGGGACCAUCCAGGCAGAAUGACAGGCAGUUGACUGAUGGGACCAUCCAGGCAGAAUGACAGGCAGUUGACUCAUGGGACCAUCCAGUCAGAAUGACAGGCAGUUGACUGAUGGGACCAUCCAGUCAGAAUGACAGGCAGUUGACUGAUGGGACCAUCCAGUCAGAAUGACAGGCAGUUGACUGAUGGGACCAUCCAGGCAGAAUGACAGGCAGUUGACUGAUGGAACCAUCCAGGCAGAAUGACAGGCAGUUGACUGAUGGGACCAUCCAGGCAGAAUGACAGGCAGUUGACUCAUGGGACCAUCCAGUCAGAAUGACAGGCAGUUGACUGAUGGGACCAUCCUGUCAGAAUGACAGGCAGUUGACUGAUGGGACCAUCCAGUCAGAAUGACAGGCAGUUGACUGAUGGGACCAUCCAGGCAGAAUGACAGGCAGUUGACUGAUGGGACCAUCCAGGCAGAAUGACAGGCAGUUGACUGAUGGGACCAUCCAGGCAGAAUGACAGGCAGUUGACUGAUGGGACCAUCCAGGCAGAAUGACAGGCAGUUGACUGAUGGGACCAUCCAGGCAGAAUGACAGGCAGUUGACUGAUGGGACCAUCCAGGCAGAAUGUAGCGUUGCCAUAUUAAAGCGAUGCCAGAGAGAAACCAUCCAUCAAACCAGAGACGUAUUCAUGAGGUUCCUUCCCCCUAAAGUCUGUCCCAACCUUAAAAAGCUGACAGUUUUGCCAUUCUCUUUAUUUAUGUAUUUUUCUAAUGCUUUAUUUAUCUCUAUAUUUAUUUAUGUAUUUGGAAUAUUUAUUUCUAUGUUCAUUUAUUCAUGCUUUAUUUUGUUUUUUUCAAGAUCUCUGUACAUAGCUGAGCUGUGCAAUGCGAAUGCUGAAGUAAGCCCAUUUAAAUGUGCAGUACAUUUAGGCAAGUAGAUGGAUUCCCCAGCGUCCACUUCAGGGUGACAUUUGGUAAGGGCCUGGGUGUCCCACUUCGUCCUAAAGAGUCCUAAAGGGCACAUUCAGUUUAGUUGUGGCUCUUGGGGGAGAAAGGGAAGGGUUGAGAGCCAGGAUAGAAUUAAGAAUAUAUUCGUUUUUUCCUCCAUUUCUUCUUGGUAGAAGAAUCUCUCUUAGUUCAGACUCAGAUAGGAGGCCCAGGUGUUCUACAGGAGGCAUGUGUGCAAUACUGUGCUGGUGUGUCUGACUUGGUUUAACAUUGGAAACGGCCUGGUUGGGUAGUGUUACUAUAUGCCUACCACUGGACGGCUGUGUAUGUCUGUGUUUACAGAAGGAUCUGAUAAUUAUGCAUAUUUUCUUUUGCUUGUUACUGGAAAUAUUAAUUAAACAUUGGCCUUGCAGCUCAUAGUUAAUUCAAUAGGAGUAUUAACCAGUUAGCAAUGGACAAUUGAAUGUAUGUUGACUAGAAGGAAUAAAGAAAGUAAAUUAAUGGCCUACACUGACCGCCAUCAUUAUCAUCACCACCUACACCUUUAUUGAUGUGAUCUUCAUAGUUUAUCUUUAGCUGGUAACCUCACAGGGACAGACACUGUGCACGGACAUACUCACCAGGAGGGGAAGAACCUGCAUCACCAUCUCCUGUGUAGGCUCUCUCUCUCUCUCUCUUCCCUCACCUCUCUCUCUCUCUCUUCCCUCACCUCUCUCUCUCUCUCUUCCCUCACCUCUCUCUCUCUCUCUUCCCUCACCUCUCUCUCUCUCUCUUCCCUCACCUCUCUCUCUCUCUUCCCUCACCUCUCUCACUCCAUCCCAUCCACCAGUGGGCUCCCUUUUAGCCCAGCAUUAAUCCCAGAGUUUUGUUUGGAGUUAAUUUGUUUGUCUUAAGCUUUGUUUACACCAGAUUGAUAUCUCAAUAAACAGUGGAGCCGUACUGUAUUGUGGUAAUGCUAGUGAUUAUACAGCAGAAAGCACUGUAGGACCCAGAGACCUGCUCAAUGGGAGUUUCACCCCCAUCUAAAUCCCUAUGUUACCUCUGAUUAGGAUAAUAACACUGGCUAAUCAUUUACUGUGCUGAGACCACAGAGGGAGAGACCUCUCUCUCUCUCUCACCCACUUCCAUCCCACUACUCCCUGCCCGUGCAUCUGGCCCCUACCUCCAUGUGUGCAGGCAGGUGGAUUGAAGGUUCUUAUAGGAUAGAGUUGGAGUCAGUCUGUCCCUUCAGUCUGCGGCCCCUGCAGCUCUACCCCAGUAGAACAGUCAUCUCUCAGUGUUCCAAUAGACAGCGGAGGACACUGUGAUCUGACAGUAACGUUGCCCUGCUGCUGACCUCCUCAGAUGGACUGUUUCUCUCCCAGGUUUGUGAUGCCCAUAUCCUGUGACCUCUGCGUUAGUGUGAAAACAUGUCAGUGGUUCCUCUGCAGCGGAGCGGAGGAGAGGAGGAGCACUGGGUCAUGUAGUCUAUUCCCAGGGAACUGCCAUAAAGGAAGCGGUGUCAGGACAUGUGAUGUCACAGUUAGCCGGGGACAGAGUGUGUGGGGGGAUGAGUGUCAGUGUGCCUCUGUGUUCGUGCAAGGUUAUACAGGAGGCAGAGAUAAGGAUGUGAUGUAUUGUUCUAGAUGCCUUACUGUUGCCGUGGUGAGGAGUCAGGAGGUUCCAGUUCAUCAACUAGCCAGGCGCAUUAGAUCAACUCCACUGGCCUCACAGACCCAUUGUAACAGUAACACAGAGGUCUCUGUCUGUGUAGUGAAAUUAUUGAGAUAUAAUAGGAAUCAACUGCCACAUCUACUGGACAAGGGAGAUUUUCAGAGUGAUAAGGAAUGUAACAGGCUUUCCUCUAUGAAAUUAGUACUAUUUUGUUAUUGGUCUCUUGUUGCGUGUCCACAUGACUAUAUACAGUACAUAUAUCAUAGUUUUAACAAUAUGUAGGAGUAUGAUUACACAAAUGCAGUGACAAGGAUUGUGCUGUUUAUUUUUGUGUUGGGUAACUGUCCGUCCAUGGAGCUGAGUUAUGGCUCAAAGCGGCGGCCAUACACAGGGUGGGACUACAACAGAUGGAUUUCUGGGUAGGGUAGUCUGGGUACUCUACACCCGGAACCUCUGGUCCAAAAUCAAAAAACACACACACACAUACUACACGCAUAGUAACACACAUACAUGUCCAGUCAGGUUAGGUAGUUUAAACUACUGUGUACAGUGAAGUGGCGCUAGAGAUCAUAAAAGAUCAUAAGGGAUUUACCGUUUACAUGUUCAAAGUCGAUCCACGUAACCGUAGGAGCUAGGAGCAGGCUGACGUUGACCUAUUCAUUUUUGUAGGCAUGUUUUUCUAUUUCUGAAUACACAUCCCAGUACUCUGGCUCCUCUGACUGUGUGACUCUGAUCUGAACUGUGUCUGAAACUCUGCAUGUGUGGAUGACUAACGCUAUGGGACACUGAUGGACCAUCUCUGUGGUGAGCAGCUCCAUGGGACACACAUACUCCCCACGAGGCUGACUGGUCACUGUAGGCUAGAGAUGCUGGUCUAAGUGGCCAGCCACCUAUCGAGGUCUAUUGAUGAGUGUUCUGCAUGGCUGUAAGUGUACAAGGGCAGGGUCUGGGAAAUGUGCAUGAGAUGUUCUGGGCUCUAUACAGUAGGAGGGGCUGUGAUGCUGUUAGUAGCAGGUCAGUAUGUUCAUUGGUCAGACCCAGCCAGACAGUAUUAGACAUUAGGAAUGACCAGACAGGUAGACAGUCUAAGGCAGAGAAGUGUUGGUAAGAGAUGAGUGACGACUGGUAGAACUGUUGCUGGGUGUAUGGAUGGAAGGGCUCAGUUUGGGAGGUUCAUCAUCAGUAGGACCUUUGAGAACUGAGUACUGAUCGUGUGCCAUUGGGGUGAUGACAAUGUGUACAUCUCCAUUUAGAGUACUUCUCUUAGAUUUGACGAUGAUGGGUUUUUCUCCAUUCAUUUAUUCUGUACUUCUGAAUCCUUUCUAAAGAGAAGUUGAUGUAAAACCUUGAUUCAGUUUUGUUCUUUUUUUAUUUGAGGACUGAUGUGUGAUUAUUUUCUCACGUCAUUGCUUUGACAGCUGUCUGUCUAUCUGGGCCAAAGGGGGUGGUGGUUUUCUGUGAGUGUUUGCGUCAUCGCAGGUCAACGCGACCCUGUAUCAGCACAUAUUAAUAAAAAACUAUUUAAAAUCGAA
Molecule: messenger RNA, 22261 nt
Organism: Oncorhynchus keta (chum salmon)
Lineage: Eukaryota; Metazoa; Chordata; Actinopteri; Salmoniformes; Salmonidae
Gene: adgrl1a
Product: adhesion G protein-coupled receptor L1a
Exons: 27
Coding region: 904-5625 (1573 amino acids)
Biological process (GO): cell surface receptor signaling pathway; adenylate cyclase-activating G protein-coupled receptor signaling pathway; heterophilic cell-cell adhesion
Cellular component (GO): axon; presynaptic membrane; postsynaptic density
Molecular function (GO): latrotoxin receptor activity; G protein-coupled receptor activity; carbohydrate binding
Source: RefSeq, a predicted model, not a curated record